UUGAGAAUAGACGAUCCAGAUGGUUGUCGGCCGUGUACUUGUCAUCUGUUUGGUACUUACAAUAACGAAGGUUGUGACAAGGUUACAGGCAAAUGUACAUGUAAGGGCCUUGUGACAGGGGAAAACUGUGAUCAAUGUUUGCCUGAGCAUUAUGGUCUCAGUGAAGAAUUUAGUGGAUGUAAACCGUGUGACUGUGUCAUUGGAGGCGCAUACGAUAACAACUGUGACGUAAUAAGUGGACAAUGUAAGUGUCGACCGAAUUUCUCAGGUCGACGUUGCGAUACCGCUGACAGUUCGUUCUACUGCCCGAGCAUUGAUCAUUACACUUAUGAGGCUGAAAAUGCUAACAUUACUCGUGGUGAUGUCGUGCAAAAAGAGCUGCCACUUCAUGCACGUGACAGGAAAUGGACAGGAGAAGGUGUCGUACGCGUCUACGAGGGAUCAACCUUGUCAUUUCAAGUCAACAACCUGGCACAAAGCAUGAAUUAUGGCAUUAUUAUUCGUUACGAGUUACCACCGUCGUACUACGGAUGGGAAAACGUUGAAAUAGCAGUGGUUCGACCGUCCAACCUAGAUCCUAAUGGCCCAUGCAGCGGCGCUGCUCCAUCUGACGAUUUCUUGAUCGUUCGCCUACAGCCUGAUCGCCAAUACGUUGAGGUUUCACCCUAUGUCUGCCUUGAAAAAGGAAAAUCAUACGAAAUACGUAUAGCAUUUGGUAAUAAACGUUCCGAUUAUUCUGAUAGGUCUGCUUACGUCUUUAUUGAUUCUAUAGUUCUUGCGCCACCAGCAACUUCGCUGCAAGUAUUCCAAGGGUCAUAUGUAGCCGAACGUCAUCGAGAUGAAUUUACUCGUUACCACUGCCGAAAUCAGGCUUUGGCGUUAACACCAAUAACGGAUUUGCCAGAAGCUUGUUUACGUUAUAUCUGUCCUGUGGCUGGAUCGGUAUUUAAUCAGGCUUUAAAAUGUAACUGCGAUCCCACUGGUUCUAAGUCUAAUAUUUGUGCUCCAAAGGGUGGACAGUGUGAAUGUAAAACAAAUGUGGUGGGGAGGAAAUGUGAUCGCUGUGCUGUUGGAACAUUCGGUUUUGGCCCAUCAGGUUGUACUGCUUGUGCGUGCGAUAGCGUAGGAUCAUUGAAUAACGUCUGUGAUCGACAAAGUGGUCAGUGUUUAUGCAGAGAACGCGGUAUUACUGGAAGACAGUGCAAUCAAUGCCAACCUGGUUUCUGGGACUUCCCCACGUGUCGUGUUUGCCAGUGCAACGGGCAUGCCUCAAUAUGCGACCAAGUGACUGGUGUUUGUAUUGAUUGUCGAGAUUUGACUGAUGGCAGAAAUUGCGAAAGAUGCAAGAACGGUUAUUAUGGAGACCCACGUUUGGGUGCAAAUAUACCCUGCAAACCUUGUCCAUGUCCUAAAGGUCCGGAAAGUGGUUGUCAGCACGCAGAUUCCUGCUACUUGAAGUCGUUUGAUACUAAAGAAGUUGUCUGUAACUGUAGGGAAGGAUAUGUUGGUGAACGAUGCAACGCUUGCGAUGUCAAUUACUGGGGAACACCAAAUGAGGUCGGAGGUACGUGCGAACGUUGCGAGUGUAACGGUAAUAUUGACUACAGUGUAGAAGGAAGUUGUGAUCCUGUCACUGGCGACUGUCUCAAAUGUUUGCACAACACUGAAGGUACUCAGUGCGAGAAUUGUAUUGAGGGCUACUUUGGUGAUGCAAAGAUUCGUAGUUGUGAAAGAUGCGUAUGCAACAGGCUUGGCACGGAUGCUAGUGGAGGUGCUUGUGACCGUGUUACUGGUCAAUGUGUUUGCUUGCCAAAUGUGACUGGUCAGCAAUGUGAUGCGUGCGCUCCGUUGCAUUACAAUUUGGCGAGUGGCAAAGGUUGUGAGGCUUGUGAUUGUGAUCCUACGGGAGUUUCUAUGAGAGAAGAUGGAAGUCUAGCACUACAGUGCAAUCAGUUUGAUGGAAGAUGCCCUUGUAAGCGCGGCCGCGGUGGUAGAACUUGCUCGGAAUGUGAAGACUUUUACUGGGGUGAUCCGAAAGCAGGAGAGUGCCAUAGAUGUGAGUGCGAUCCUUCGGGGUCUGCAUCUCAACAGUGUCACAGAACAAACGGCACUUGUAUCUGUUUGCCAGGUUCUGGAGGACCAUCGUGUAAUGAGUGUGCUCGUGGGUAUACAGGACGAUGGCCGUACUGUGAGGCUUGCGGUGAAUGUUUUACUAACUGGGAUAGUAUUAUACAAGAGUUGAGGAAGCAGGUUGAAGAACUUAUUGAUCGAGCCAACAGCAUAGAAGACACUGGCGUUGGAUCUGUUUACGAUGAUGUGUUCGAACGUACUGAAGAAAUUUUAAAGAAUAUAAAAGCUAAAUUGGAGUCAGCAAACAUUACCAAACAGGAUACAGAAAAAUUACAGGAGGAGAUUGAGGGGCUUGCAGAGAAGUUAAACCAAGGAGUUAUUGAAACAUCUGCAAGUUGCGAGAGUGCUUGGGAAGAACUGGAAAAACUGCUAAAAAAAGCAGAUGAAUUAACUCGUCAAGCUCAAGAGCUGAAUGAAAAUGGUGCAUACAAUAUCACAUAUGAGGCUGCAGAUCGUUCUGCCGCUGCUAAGGCGAGAGCGGCAAAAGCAAAUGAAUUAAUCAAACUUGCUGAGAAUGAGAGAAAUAAGGCUGAGGAAAUGUUGGAAAAGAAUGAGAGAGACUUCCAAAAGCAGUUUGACGAAAACGAAGCAGCAUUAAAGGAAAUUGGCAGCCAAAUGUCCACCUUGGAGAAGUUACUGCCAGGCCUAAAUAAAGAUGUAUGUGGUGCGGAAUCUGCUGAUUGUGACGAAUUAUGCGGCGGCCCUGGUGAUUGUGGACAUUGUGGAGGUGGUGGUUCCUGCUUGCAAGGAUCAGUAACAAAGGCAAAACAGGCGCUUGUCUAUGUCAACGAAACGGGUGGUAAAUUAGACGAGAAACAACGAAAAGCUGAAGGGUUAAAAGGCGAGACACAAAGGUUACUUUCAAGUGCUUCUAUAACCAAAAAUAAAGCUAGCAAAGGACAUGAAGUGGCACUGGAAGCAGCAAAAAUGGCAAAUAAUACAAAGGAACAACUUGAAGCAAUUUUGAAAGAAACAGAUAGCUUUCUUAAUGAAGAACGUUCAAGUCCUGAACAGAUUCGUGCUCGUGCUCAAGAAGUACUGGAUGCUCAAAUAUCACUAACACCGGAGGAAAUAAAAGAACUCGGCGAUAAGAUUCACAAGCUGUUGAGGAACAUUGACAAUAUUGACGAUAUACUUGCUGAAACUAAGGGAAAUAAAACAAUCGCAGCAGCGCUUCAGAGACAAGCUGAAAAAGCUAGUGAAAAAGCUUCGUUGAUUAGGAAUAAUAUGGAUACUGUAAAGAACGAAGCGAAAGCAGCAGAAGAACUAAUUCAGAAGACUAAUAAAUCUUGGGUGAAUUUAGAAAAUCAGAUGCAAAAAAUCAGGUUGAAAUACUUGGAGGUUUCUAAAGAGGCUGGUCGAGCAAACGAGGACGCUGUGGAGGUGAUGGAAAAAGCCGAAUCGUCUGAAAAGGCUGUUGAGGACAAUAAUGAACAGUUAGAAACUGCUCGAGAAUUAUUAUCUGAAAAACAGAAAGGCAAUGAAAAGAAACAAGCAAGGGCUGAAGAAUUGAAGAAACGGGCUACAAGGUUGCUAGAUAUGGUGCAGAAGCAGCAGAAACUGAUAAAAGAGUUAAAUGACUCAGUUCUUGCUGCUGAUGUCAGAAUUGAUGAUUAUGUGAAAAAGAUUGAUGGUUUGAACGACCGUAUAGGUAAAGUAUCAGAAGAAAUAAAUACGAAGAUUAAUUUCCACAACAGUUGCGAUAAGUAAUC
Enterobius vermicularis (human pinworm) is the source of this 3842-nucleotide messenger RNA. The record is from the annotation of a GenBank genome assembly. Lineage: Eukaryota; Metazoa; Nematoda; Chromadorea; Rhabditida; Oxyuridae.